This is a messenger RNA of Oncorhynchus masou masou (cherry salmon), 551 nucleotides long. RefSeq names its product cystatin-F-like. Gene Ontology annotation, cellular component: late endosome; endoplasmic reticulum; lysosome. Bases 45 to 461 code for a protein of 138 amino acids. NCBI's taxonomy places the organism in Eukaryota, Metazoa, Chordata, Actinopteri, Salmoniformes, Salmonidae. Gene Ontology annotation, biological process: positive regulation of myelination; negative regulation of microglial cell activation; immune response. Gene Ontology annotation, molecular function: cysteine-type endopeptidase inhibitor activity. The record is from RefSeq and is a predicted model, not a curated record. The transcript has 4 exons.
CAGGAAGUAAAAUAAACAGCAGUGUUGAGAAAUCUCUAACAGGCAUGGGGCUGAGUUACAUGCUUCUGCUCUUCUCUGGCUUGUGCUCAAUUGUCAGUUGCCAAAGGUUAGUGCCUGGCGCUCCAUAUAAGAUCGACACAAAUGACAAGGGGGUCCUAAAAGCGGCGCUUCAUGGGACCAAUUCAUUUAACAAUCAGAACAAUGAUGCUUUUCUCUUCAAGCCGUCUGCAAUUGAAAAAGCCGAAAGACAGAUUGUCAAGGGACUCAAAUACAUUUUGGAAGUAGACCUCUCACGGACCGUGUGCCGCAAAAACGGAUACAAAGACCCAGACCUGGCCAACUGCAAGUUCCAACCAGAUGGUUUGUUGCAGCAGACCUUCCACUGUGUCUUUGAGGUUUGGACAAUGUCUUGGCUCCACUUCAUGAAGACUACCUAUUUUUCGUGCAGCCCAUCUGACUGAUCUUGAAGUUCAUAAGCUGUUUCUCUCCAUACAUGACUGAGCAUCUUCAUUCCUCAAAAUAAAAUUGAGCCUUAACGUAUAGUUUAACAA